AUGGCCUCACAACCUCAGAUGCAACAGCAGCAGCAGCAGCAGCAGCAGCAACCUGCUGCGGCCUACCCAGCCUACCCGACCUACCCAGCUCUGGCCUACCCCUCCAUGCCACCGCCCGGUGCGCCCGGAGCGUCCGCGCCUCCAGGCCCCUAUGGAGCACCCCUUCCCCCCUUCCCACCGCAGGUGCCACAACAAGCACCGGGCACAUGUCAUGUCCAGAGAAUUCGACACCAGGGCAGUGAAAAGAGCACCUUGGGCGCAGUGAUUGUGACCAUUAGCGAGGGCUGCUCUUAUGAUUCCAUCUUCAAAGAGGUGGCACAAACGGAUGACCAGGGGACCUCGGUGGCCACCUACUGUGUGUCGAUCAGCGGCUUGGAGCAGCUGGGUGAGGCUUUGGAGGACAAGGACCGCGCCAGUGGAGACUUGGCGGAGCUCAUCCAGGACUUGGGCCGUGUGCCAGCUGCGAAAGUGGUCUUCAAUUGGGAGUGCUGCUCCUCCUGCAGUGAGCAUGGAUUUCAAGGUGGUGGCUUGUUGCCCUUCGGCGGAUGCGGGCAGGUCCCACAGCGACCUUCGACAUCCGAUGCAUCCUUACGACUUGCAAAGCUUGCAUUGAACCGAGGGUAUAUGGUGAUGUUUUCGGACUUCAGCCUGAAAGCCUUGAUCAGCCACUGGGAUGUACAUCUCUUCGGGCCGAACCCCUUUCGGCAGACCGGAGUUUGCUCUGGCCAAUUGCAGUUGAACUUUGAUCCAGAAGUGCUCAAGUCCUGCUCCUCACGCCAGCUGGCGAAAGUUGGAGAGUUGUGCCAAGACGGCAAGGCGCUCAUUCAGGCUGCUUCGAACACCAUUGUCUAUGAGGUGGUGGAGGGAGCUGCAGAAACUGCUGAGAGGUCAACGGCCUAUAUGUUGCAGAUUCUCACGACGGCCACGAACCCCCACACCCCCUGGUUGCCGCAGACGCAACAGAAAAGCACUGCUGGUCAUGUGCUUCUCAGCUAUCCCAGUGGAGGCCGCAUGUUGACCAGUGCAGGGCAUUGGAAGGAGCUGGUGCAUCUGGGUGGAGUUUCCGAAGAGGCUCUCUUGCGCGUGGCCGAGCGGUACUACGGGAAGGCCUACAGUACCAACUUGGGUGCUCAGCUACAGCAAUGCUGCGACAUGGGCAGCCGCAUGCAGAUGCAACAGGCUUCAGCACAGCAGUUUGUCCAAAUGAGCGCGCCAUACUGA
Messenger RNA from Durusdinium trenchii, 1221 nucleotides. The record is from the annotation of a GenBank genome assembly. Lineage: Eukaryota; Dinophyceae; Suessiales; Symbiodiniaceae.